Messenger RNA from Labeo rohita (rohu), 938 nucleotides. RefSeq names its product beta-2-microglobulin. The transcript is spliced from 4 exons. Gene Ontology annotation, cellular component: external side of plasma membrane. Gene Ontology annotation, biological process: immune response. The record is from RefSeq and is a predicted model, not a curated record. NCBI's taxonomy places the organism in Eukaryota, Metazoa, Chordata, Actinopteri, Cypriniformes, Cyprinidae. Bases 60 to 638 code for a protein of 192 amino acids.
CCUUUAAUGCAGAUCUGUUCAGAUCGCUGUCGUUUAAAACUUUUUCCGUGAAGAAAAUAAUGUUUUGGGGAAUUGUGUUAUUUCAUUUUCUUCAGGUUUCUCCUCAUAGCAAUGCAAAACAAGGUUCACCAGACAUUCGUGUCUUUGCAAAGGACGCUCCUGAUGAUCAACACAAGCAGGUUCUGACCUGUCUGGUCACUGUCAUUUACCCCAGAGAUACUGAGAUGAACAUCAGACUGAACAAAACUGUUCUUAAAGAUCAAACAUCUUCUGAAAUCAGACCAAAUGCUGAUGGAUCCUUUCAGCUGAGCAUCAGUGUGGAGAUUGACAAAAACCACAAAGGACUUUAUGACUGCCUGGUCUUUCACAGCAGCCUGACAGAACCAGUUUCAGUAAAAUGGGAUGGAGAAUAUUUUGACAAUAAAACAGAAUCUCAGUCGCUUGUUAUAGUAGGAGUAGCAGCAGCAGCUGUGGUUGCAGGUCUAGUGUUAUUGUUUUGGUUUUGUUUAAAAUUUCAAAAGGCUUUAAUUCAUAAUGCUGUAGCAUCAUUGACUUCAGUCCCUAAUCCCGACUCGGAACAAGCCACGGAUAGUCUGCUUAACUAUCAGAGUGGGGUUACUCUACUGACUGGGAUCUGAAUAGUCUCAGUCUCAGACGUCACAUCCACAGAUCAUUGGCUGAACUUCUGAUACAUUCACAUUUUAAAGAAAAGUUGUGUUUGUCAUGUUUGUUGUGUGCUGUGUGUGUGCACUUUGAUGGGUUACAUGCAGAGCAUAAAAUCCGAGUGUGGGUUACCAUACUUGGCCACACAUCAGGUCUCUUUUAUUUUCACUUUCCUUUUAAAACAAUGCUUAAAAUAUUUGUUUAAAUCUUUGCUUAGAAGUUCAGUGUUUAAAAAUGAAUUUUGAAUGUAUUUAAUGCAUUAUGUAUUUAUAGUA